Molecule: messenger RNA, 933 nt
Organism: Saitoella complicata NRRL Y-17804
Lineage: Eukaryota; Fungi; Ascomycota; Saitoellomycetes; Saitoellales; Saitoellaceae
Exons: 1
Biological process (GO): tRNA methylation
Cellular component (GO): tRNA (m1A) methyltransferase complex
Source: RefSeq, a predicted model, not a curated record
CCUUUACAAGAGGGCAAAAGUCUUCAAGUGAAAGAUGGCCUUAUCGAACACGAAGACAUGAUCGGGCAACCUGUCCGGACUACCGUCAUGACUCAUAACCAAGCUCCAUAUUCUAUACACCACCCAACACUCGAUGACUAUGUCCUACUUUCAGAGCGACUGGUUACACCCAUUUACCCCAUCGAUGCCGCGAAUAUCGUCGCAUUACUCGACUUACAUCCGAAUCCUGGGGAGACAAUGGAGGUCAUGGAAGCGGGUACGGGACAUGGUGCCUUGACGCUCUACCUCGCACGAGCGAUCCAUGCUGCCAACGCAACGGAUAAUCCAACGUCGAAAGUCCAUACGAUCGAUAUCAACACUAGGCACUCGAAGCACGCAGAAGGCGUCGUGGCCGGUUUCCGAAGGGGAAUGUACAGCAAGGAUGUCGAAUUCUACGCACCCACCAAUCCAUCAGCAUGGUGUGAGGAACAACUCGCACUCCGCGCCUCGAAGGCAGCAUCUACUGAGUUCUCAUCCGAAUCAGCAUCGGAAACCAAACCAGAAUCUAUACCCGCUUCAACUACAGAGCCAAAACCUUUCCUCUCUGCCGCCAUCCUCGACCUCCCCGACCCGCACGCCCACUUCGCCUCUGUCGCCAAGUGCCUCCUCCCAGACCACUCCCUUCUCGUAUGGUGCCCCUCCAUAACCCAGAUCAUGGCCUGCAUCGACCACGUUCAAAAUAGUAGGAGAGAAGCCUAUAUUCCCCUUGUACCACUCUCCAUCACGGAGUUUCAGACGAAUGGGUUGAGGCCUUGGGAUGUACGAAGUGUGAAUGUAUCGAAGGAGCAGGGUGAAAAGAGGAUGGAGUGGGUUUGUAAGCCGAAGGCUGUGGGUGCUGUUGGGCGGAGUGUCGGUGGAGGGUUCGUGGCGGUGUUCAGGAAGGUGAAGUGGACG